Molecule: messenger RNA, 1383 nt
Organism: Capronia epimyces CBS 606.96
Lineage: Eukaryota; Fungi; Ascomycota; Eurotiomycetes; Chaetothyriales; Herpotrichiellaceae
Exons: 1
Coding region: 1-1383 (460 amino acids)
Cellular component (GO): U5 snRNP
Molecular function (GO): protein binding
Source: RefSeq, a predicted model, not a curated record
AUGGCCUGGAACUCUGCACGCUCGAAACGAGCAGCAGAGGACUUCGUUCGAACUCGCGACCACGAGGAUUUCUACGGGCAGCCUACCAAAAAACCACGAUUCGACGUCCGCAACCCUUCCGCCUUAGCCCCCGACGCCCCCGACGACGAUGAUACUCUCGAGGCAGACGUUAUUGGCACUAGGGGGCAACAAGUGCGUCGCGGGGCAGUCAACAUCGACGGCUAUGAUUCGGACUCGGACAACGACAAUUUUAACGCGCGGGCGGACGCGAAGGAAAAAGAAAAGAACACAAAGUCCCAAGAGGAAGAAGACCCAAAUGACAUGUUCGCAGAUUUAGAGGAGGAAUUUAAGGAUGGGGACGACUCUGAAGGUGAUGCAGGGAGAAAGGAUGGUAGGAAAAAGGCUGUACGCUUCUUGGAUGAAGAUGAGAUCGAGGGCCAGAUCAAAACAUCCAAGAGCGGCGGCCAUGUCCCUGCCGACUUCAGUCUUGAUGGACAUGGAAAAGGGAAGGGCAGGGCAAAUGAAGACGAGGUGGAAAGCAGUAGUGAAAGCGAAGUCGACGAUGAGCUACGAGCCAGCACCGGAAACCUUGACCCCGAAUUGGGGGCUGGCGCUAAAAGGUCACACGCUCCGAAACUAGAUGCUUUCAACAUGCGGACUGAACAAGAAGAAGGGCGGUUUGACGACCAGGGGAACUAUGUUCGUAAAGCAGCAGAUCCUGACGCGAAACAUGAUGUCUGGUUAGAAGGGGUGUCCAAAAAGGCGAUGCGCAAGGCCAAGGAAGCCGCGGAGAAACGUGAAGAGGCGCGAAGAAAUCGGGCUCUCGAAGACGACGCGAAGCCAGCCGCACAGGUUCUAGCCGAGCUAAUACGCCAGCUGGAGCGUGGGGAGACUAUCCUCGAAGCUCUUGCUCGUCUCGGGAAGGGCCAAGACAAAAAGCGCAGGCGGCAAACGAAGAACAAGACUAAGAAACAGCAGGGGGGAUCCACUGAUCAAUCCAUGGAAGAUGGAGACGACGAAGCCGAGAAGCUGCGAAAAGAAAAGAUCGAGUCGAUCACGGGAGCAGCAGACAUCUUAUUGACAAGAGGUCAGCCUGAGAUUUACGACGCUGAAAGAGAAUUCCUCAUUCGACAAUAUCAGAAUGAAACUGGUGAAGAAUGGAUCGAUCCCCCCAAGCUCGACGAUGACGAAACUCGUGAUGAUGACUCUGUUCAACAAAUGUGGGAGUACAGGUGGACUGAUGCUCGUGACGGCGGGAACACUAAUGGGCCGUAUGACCGCAAUACCAUGAAGCAGUGGAAUGACGCCGGCUAUUUUGGUGAAGGAGUUGAGUUUCGUAGAAAAGACGGCGGCGAUUGGACCAGGGUAGCCGAGUUCGCCUGA